Molecule: messenger RNA, 1016 nt
Organism: Neltuma alba
Lineage: Eukaryota; Viridiplantae; Streptophyta; Magnoliopsida; Fabales; Fabaceae
Exons: 1
Coding region: 149-796 (215 amino acids)
Source: RefSeq, a predicted model, not a curated record
AACUUUAUUGUUUUUGUCUUUGGUAACUUUAAGACAAAAUUUGAGAAUACACGACCUAUAGCAGAUUUAGGCUGUGUCAGCUCUCGAAGGAAGAGCCACCUGGAGAAAGCUUUUGCCUGUUCAGUGUUCACAGUAGAACGAACCACAAAUGCUGCUCAGAGAAACCAUUGACAAGACCAAGGUUUUAUUUCACAAAACCUUCAGAAAUGUCAAGUCUUUCUUGUGUGGAGGGUACCAAAGAUCACCCAGAUCCCUUUCCUUCAACCCUUUCACUUGCAGCAGCUGCUAUGGAAGAACCUACAGAAGAGACCAAUUCUACAAUGAGUUCUAUGAUCAUUUGCAGUCAGAUCUAAGCAUAAUCAAGAGGGUUGAUAGUGAUGCCUUGCCUGGGUCCAAAGAGCCACCAGAAGAUGGAGAUGCUUCUUGUACUGGAAACUACAUGAGUUUUGCCAAGCAAAGUGAACGAAAGAGCAAACAUGAAGGACAAGUGAAACGAAAGACCAAAGGGAGCUAUCGAGUUGGGAAGAAGGAAGAUUUAAGUCAUCAUCAACACAAGAAUGGAGGAGCUCAAGUUUUGGCACAGAAGAUGAAGGAAUUGGAGAUGAUAGAUGCAGCUGAUGUUGAGCAAGUUCUAGACAUAGAAGAGGCACUUCACUAUUAUUCUCGUCUCAAAAGUCCUGUUUAUUUAGACAUUGUGGAUAAGUUUUUCGUGGACAUGCACUCAGAGUUCUCUGCUUCACAGCCCUCUGUCAGUAGGAAACCCUCAAAAGGAAGGCAUCGCUCAAUCAGGUUGUAGAUUUGGUUUACCAAAUUGCAAAAAAUGUUCAGGUGUAUAUGGAAUCUGUUUGAUCUGUUUCACUAUUUUGUGCUUCUUAAUCUUCUCUUCCGAGUGUGCUGUGUGGUUGACCGGUUUCCUUUCAGUUCUGGCCAUAUAGAGAUUUUUUUCCUUCUUUAUCUUGUAUCAAUUGACUGCAUGCUUGAUCUUGUUCAUCCAAGUACAACAAAAUAUUCAAAUA